UCUUUUCCGUAAACAUUUAAAAGAGUGCACCGAGUAUUACAGUUGAUGUUGGCUAAAUAGAUAACAGAAGGCUGUAAAAAGCUUGUUGUAAUUCACCAUUACUUGAUGUAUUUUGUACUUUUUUGUGCCUUGGCUUGUUUAUCGACAUGCCAUUGCCAUUUGAACGCAAAGGACGGGAAGAAUGAGAACCACUGUGGACUUCUAAAGCAAUGGCUUAAAUCCUCGCUAGUUUCAGUGGAGAUCAUCAAGAAGGGUUUUCACAGGGAGGUGGUAACCACUGUUGAGCUUAGUCCUGAUGUGCUCAGUGGGGUCAGAGUUCUGCUGGUCCAUAGAUGGCCCAGAGGGGUCUUUGUUGAUCCGUACCAACUUGCAUCUGUGAGUAAUCAAAGUGAUUGGCAGAUAUUACUAGAUUCAGCCAUUGACCUAGAGGUGCCUGCUCACAAGACUGUGGGAUUUGUCACCUACGUGUAUCCCAGCCCUGAUGGACAGACUCCCAGAUCGCUGAAAGUAACAAUUCCCAUACACGGUCGCUACCACGAGCCUUCUUUUGUUGGGGAGACGUUUACAUCUGUCGACAUAGAACCUCCAGAGCUGCUGCUGUGGACUGAAAAAUGUACGCAGCUCAACAACAAAGAGCCUCACACUGCCGUGGACGCCCCCUGUACCCCCGACAAUUCGAGCACAUGUUCGUGGGUCAAACUCCAGCAUCAGCAGGAGCGAGGCCCGAUGGGUGUCCAGUUUCCAGUGGGUGACGGGUCUUUGGUGACGCCUGUGUGCGGUGGGACUCUUUUAGUCACAAUGCUCUGCUGUGUGGCACUGUCCAAACACAUGUGGAAACAUCGUAUCAUCAAACUGUGAUGGUCAACAUAUAUUGUUUUGAACCACUCAUGAUCCUCUAAUUAUACAGUUCUGUCUGAUACCAGGCUCACUCUGGCAUUUCUGUAAUAAUGGUUUCCGAUGUAAACCACCAAAGGGCCAGUUAACAGUAACACCACACAGACACUAUAGUCACAGAUAGAAAAUGUCUGGCGUAUAAAAAAAAUAAUGCACAGAACACCUUAUCUUUUGAGCUGACACAAACAGAGAACAGGACUAUUUUACAUCAGGCCAGAUUUCUAAAUGGAGGUUCCUGGUUUUUACUUUGUAUAGUAAUCCAGAAAGUUCAGUUAACAAGAUUCCUGCAAUAUGUCUCAGUUACUGUAAAUCAACGUCUGUAUUUUGGUUAAUCCUCUACUUUUUAUGCAAGAUUUCCUCCUUAUUUAUGAUUAGAAUCCCAUCUCAGAAGUAGGAGCAUGACCCAAGCCCAUAUGAGUGUGACACUUUUUUAUUUAUUGAAUUUAAAACAUUUGUCUAUGGCCACAAAUCAUGUCCCUAUGACAUACUUUUCCCCAACUGCAAACAAUAUUUUAAACUCUACAAUGAUAAAAAGCAAACAUCUGUUCACUUCACUUGUUGAACAUUGCAGAGUGUGUCGAUUCAGCACAAUAUGUACAUUGAUGUAAAUGGUUGGUGUAAAGAAUGUAAAGAAGUAAAAAUAUAUAUAUAU
Molecule: messenger RNA, 1546 nt
Organism: Etheostoma spectabile (orangethroat darter)
Lineage: Eukaryota; Metazoa; Chordata; Actinopteri; Perciformes; Percidae
Gene: pigx
Product: phosphatidylinositol glycan anchor biosynthesis, class X
Exons: 6
Coding region: 106-858 (250 amino acids)
Biological process (GO): GPI anchor biosynthetic process
Cellular component (GO): endoplasmic reticulum membrane
Source: RefSeq, a predicted model, not a curated record